AUGUCGUCGCUUUGGGAUACGUUUUCUGGACGCAAGUCCUCUCAGAAGGAGACGGGGGCUUCGAACGGCCCUACCCCCACCCAAGAAUCCUCAACCCUCCAGACGUCGCCUACCCACUUUGACCCUUCAGCAGGAUCUGGUGUCGAGUCUUUCCUUCAGAGCUCUUCCUUCGCGGACCCCGCGCAACUACACCCUCUUUCUGGCCUGAACAAGGACACCCUCGAAUACCUCUCCCUCGAAGACGCGGCUCUGACCGAUGUGCCCGGCGGCCAGUCCGUUCUCCCCUCCCGAGGCUUUACAGACGAUCUCUGCUACGGAACCGGUGUCACAUACUUGGCGGCCUUGUCGAUAGGAGGAGCCUGGGGUCUUCAGGAGGGCCUCAGGAGGUCUGCUGGCCAGCCCCCGAAGCUGCGUCUGAACUCGAUCCUCAACGCCGUCACUCGUCGCGGCCCCUUCCUCGGCAACUCAGCAGGCGUUGUCGCUAUCACCUACAACCUCUUUAACUCUAGCAUCGGCUACUUCAGAGGGAAGCAUGAUGCUGCCAAUACUAUCUUGGCUGGCGCGUUGAGUGGAAUGGUUUUCAAGAGCACCAGAGGGGUGCGGCCCAUGUUGAUUUCUGGUGGUAUCGUGGCCUCUGUGGCUGGUGCUUGGGCGGUUGUUCGCCGAACUUUCUUUGCCAUUCCGGAGCCGUCUAUGUCUUCGGAGCACGCCCACUUGUAA
Messenger RNA from Colletotrichum karsti, 720 nucleotides. Its product is annotated as mitochondrial import inner membrane translocase subunit tim23. Gene Ontology annotation, biological process: protein import into mitochondrial matrix. Gene Ontology annotation, molecular function: transmembrane protein transporter activity. NCBI's taxonomy places the organism in Eukaryota, Fungi, Ascomycota, Sordariomycetes, Glomerellales, Glomerellaceae. The coding region runs from base 1 to 720 and encodes 239 amino acids. The record is from RefSeq and is a predicted model, not a curated record. The transcript is spliced from 2 exons. Gene Ontology annotation, cellular component: TIM23 mitochondrial import inner membrane translocase complex; mitochondrial inner membrane.